AAAAAAGGUGCAGAGAGAAGAUCCCUACUGCAUCAAAUAGACGAAUUGCUGGAUUGCGGAGCCAUAUCAGCUUCAAGUUGGAGCAAAACGAAUAAUAAAAAAUACCAGAUUUAUCUGUCAGCAACUCUACAGUCGAGGACCGUUCAAUCACUUGCUCCCUGUCACCAACGGACGUGUUGUUGCUUUCCCCCCUUGACAAAAAUUCAACGUAGGAGCCACCUCACCAACGGCACAGCCGCUAAAUACACCUGAUCCCGCUCCGGGACUUGUUCGGGCCCGAGCAGGUUUGCAUCAGCCUUGCAACGCUCGACUCUGCGUUUGCGGAAACAAUAAUUCGAGGCCCUCUUUUUUUCCAAAUCCACCAGGCGGGCGAAUAUCCAACUACUGGCUAGCCAUCUCACCUGCCUACACUCCUAACUGCAUACCUUGCGCUGCAUCGCUGCACCGAGUGCCAUAUCCAAGCCUGUAGCGCUGCGCUGCAUCGACAAAUCACCGGGCUCGACGAUUUUUGAGAAGGUCUGGACAAUACCACCACUUUUGACGGAAAAAACGGCGGUUGCCCCUGGUUGGGCAAACCACACUUGAAAGAUGUCGGCGAAGCCAACUGCGGAUGCUUCUAAGGUCACUCAGAUCAAGGCCCCUGUGCCUGGUCGGCCUGUUUUUGGCUGCGAACACGUUCAACUGCUCAUGACCCAAAACAGGGACCUGCAACAAACAUCAAUCUCACAUUACAAGGCCAUCCUGCGAUGCAUAUUCGAGAACCCUCCAGUCAUACCAGAGACUAGCAUUGCGGCAAGUGGCCAAAAUGUUACGUCUUUGACAUCAAACUAUCUGUGUCUUCAAUGCCCCCAGAUCCUUGGCGUGGAAGAGCGUCUUGAACAUGGCAAUAAAAAAUCCCACCGCUUCUACGUUGACUCCCGCAACGGAAUGCUUUACUGCCAAAUGUGUGAUGACUAUGUCUGGGACCCAACACUUGAGGAGCUUAGAUUGAGGAAGAUAGGAGCCGGCACCUUUACUCUACGUAAGAGGAAGCGUGACGAGCUGUCUCCCGAAGCUGCCAAGGAAGAAGCUCGGUAUAUUGCCCUCAACACGAACCAGGUGCCGUGCAAGGCUACUGGGCUUCGCGGAAUUUACAACGCAGGGGCAACAUGCUACCAGAACGUCAUUCUGCAAAGUUUUCUACACAAUCCUUUUCUUCGCAACUACUACCUCAGCGAUGGCCAUCAGAGUGGCGAAUGCCAAACUCAAUACUGCAUGAGCUGUGCCAUGGACGACAUAUUCCAGGAUUUCUAUUCACAGGAGACCACAAACGGCUACACAGCAGCCAAUAUGCUUUGUGGCUUUUGGUCGUUGGAGCGCAAAGCUUUUGCAAAUCUGGUCACGACAAAGGAGCAAGAUGCACACGAGUUCUUCCAGCUUCUGGCCGAAGAGUUACACGAGCGCAACGGUGAUGGGAAGCGCCCGGAGAGUGGAUCUGAGCACUUGUGUGACUGCAUUAUACAUCAGACGUACUAUGGCAAGCUGCAAAGCAACACAACAUGCCAAGGUUGUGGAAGCGUCACUAAUCAGGUGCAAUCCUUCCUUGACUUGAGUCUUGGUCUGGAUUCCACUCAAAAGAAGAAGAAGCUUGCCGGAACCAAGUCCGAAGGCGGUAGUAAAGGUGCUUCGUUGUCGUUGCAGGACUGCUUGGAGGAAGAGUAUGUCAAAUCUGACAAGUGCGAGUACCGCUGCAACAAGUGCAGUUCAACACAGCAGGCAAGACGGAACACAAGUCUCAAGCGCUUGCCGAACGUGCUAUCAAUACAAUUAAAGCGUUUCGAGUACAAGCAAGGGCGCCAUGACAAGGCGGUCAAGGUUGAUACGCCUGUCAAGUUUCCGUUACAGCUCAACAUGUUCCCCUAUACGGAUCGGGGUCCCAGCACCGAGUCCAAGGAAAACUACGAACUGGCGAGGACAUGCCAAUAUGAUCUCUUCAGUGUCGUGGAACACGUAGGAGAGAUUGAUACUGGACACUACACCUGCUACUGCAAGGUUCAGGACCAGUGGUUUGCAUUCAACGACCACAGGGUUGAGAUGGCCUCCGUCUCCCAGGUGCUAUCAGCCAAGGCCUACUUGCUAUUCUAUAUCGUCAGGUAUAUUGCCUGAAUCGCCACGCACAACAGGGACGCGGAGGCAGCUAGUUUGCUGACCUCUGUGAUUUAUCAGUAAGCAAUGGACACCCGCCAGUUGGGGACAAGAACGUUUUUAAGAUUUCUGUGCCAUCAGGCCCACCUGGGUUGCGGUGAGCCCGAUAUGGGUUUGCCCUCAGUGGUUACAUGAACCAUUCACUGAAGAUUGGGGUGGUCGCUCGUCGCCGGUUCGAGAUUUGCGCCUGCCUAUGCACUCAAUAUUUAUACAUGUUUUGGGUAAAAUGACUUUGGGGGUCGCAUUGUGGUAUUUGGCGAGCCGACAAGACCUGUACCGGAACAGACGACAUGUUAAGUGGUCGGCGCUAGAUAAGGGGGGCGAAUUUCGACCAGCUGUCUGCUGGACGACGGAUAAACCGAGACACGCAUUCGUCGGUUUGGUAAUGUGUCCCUCAGGUCGAUACAGGGCUUCCAAAAGUCCACUUCAUGACGGCGGUUUGCAUAUGGGUGGGAGUAAUCUGGAGGCGUGCUGGACUGGGGAGGAGUUGUGUAUAAUUACAUGUCUUUUGGGACAGUCUUGAUCUAUUAACGACAACCAAAUCACGUUCUGGAUCACAACCAAGCACUGUCGAGUCUGGUUCAUGGAAAAAUCGCAAAUGACGCUAAAGUAACUUAUGAAGGACGCCGGGCUUAAAACUCAUUUCCAACAUACGAAAAAGAAGAAAACAUGAACGCCAACGCCUUUUCCCCACC
Molecule: messenger RNA, 2879 nt
Organism: Pyricularia oryzae 70-15
Lineage: Eukaryota; Fungi; Ascomycota; Sordariomycetes; Magnaporthales; Pyriculariaceae
Exons: 7
Coding region: 589-2145 (518 amino acids)
Cellular component (GO): nucleus; cytosol
Molecular function (GO): cysteine-type endopeptidase activity; zinc ion binding; cysteine-type deubiquitinase activity
Source: RefSeq, a predicted model, not a curated record